AUGAGCUUGAGAUCAAUUCUGGGCCGCUCUGGCCGGGUCAAGAAGAAGAGUUCCGGCGCAAAGCGACCCUCUGCCUCGUCGACUUCAUCGUCCUCAUCAUGGACCUCGUCCUUACCACGAAGCAAGCCCAUAGGCACACCGAAGGGCAAGGUAGCAGCCGCGCGUGUGGAUGAUGAAGAUGAAUAUGAAGACUUAUUUGAAGACAAAUUGGACGACUACGGGCUGGUUCGAGCGCUUGCGACCGAUUUGCAACUGCGCGACACAGCGCAAGCCAUUCUUUACAUACGAUCGCACAUGUUCUCGCCGAUUCCAGAUCAGGCUGCCGGUAUGACUUCUACGCGCAUAUCGGAGGUGUUGAACUACCGGAAGCAGUUACCGCCGAUCGUGACGAUGUCGCAUAUACAAGCCCUGCUGUCGUCCCCGAGCGCGGUGGAGCGAGAGAUCGCAGAGAUGGCGCAAUCGGGAAUUGUCCGGAAAAUAGUCGUCGCAAGGCGUGGUGAGAUUGGGGAGACACUAUUACUGACUACAGACCUCGAUAAGAUGAUCGACGAGUGUCCACAACUGUCAGAAGCAACAAAAGAGCAUUUCAAGACCUUCUUGAAGGAAAAUCCGGCCACACAGAUGGUGCCAAAGACAGCGCUGUCUUGGUCUGAACUCGAUCAACUCUUUAAAACAGGGUUCUUGACAGCUCACCACUCAGGGUCCGUUACCCACUCGUCUGUAUCCAACACCGUGAAUCUUUAUUCGCGCCCAGAAGACAAAACGACGCUUGUAUCUCUAGAGACAGUCUCGAAACAGCCAACGGGCUCGCUAGGCACUGUCGGCGGAGUGGGAGCCGUGCACAACGCCGGCGGCAGUGGGCAGCGCACGCAGUGGUCACUGCCGGACGGCGUGACUGAACUUCGGCUAGCAAUACCGGGCAACAGCGCAUUUCUUAAGCUACUAUCGUCCGCACUAGAGCAUUUCGUCUCUCUGCUAAGCAAGUCGCGAUUUCGGGAAGCGACCGAAGGCGUACUUCGGGACCGAUGGAAUGGGGUUGUUCCGAAAGAUGACGCGAGGGACGCAGCCAAGCGAUCGCGUGGCGAGUUCACGGGAAAACUUGCUGGCCAGACGAGAAAGUGGAAACAGUUUCGUGGGCUUGCAUUUCACUUCGUCUUGCAACAAGCCCUCGGGUCAGGCUUAGUUGAGGUUUUUGAAACUAGAAGCGUCGGUCGUGGAGUCCGA
Molecule: messenger RNA, 1224 nt
Organism: Pseudomassariella vexata
Lineage: Eukaryota; Fungi; Ascomycota; Sordariomycetes; Amphisphaeriales; Pseudomassariaceae
Product: serine-threonine protein kinase 19-domain-containing protein
Exons: 1
Biological process (GO): positive regulation of Ras protein signal transduction; protein phosphorylation
Molecular function (GO): protein serine/threonine kinase activity
Source: RefSeq, a predicted model, not a curated record